Messenger RNA from Eruca vesicaria subsp. sativa (arugula), 315 nucleotides. Lineage: Eukaryota; Viridiplantae; Streptophyta; Magnoliopsida; Brassicales; Brassicaceae. The record is from the annotation of a GenBank genome assembly.
AUGGAGGAAGAGCUUCAUGUUUUAGCAGUAGAUGACAAUCUAAUUGACCUGACAACAGCAGAAAAUGGGAUUAGAGCAUUGGAAUACUUAGGCUUGGGAAAUCCACAACAGACUGAUUCAUCAAGUACCAACAAUGUUAUGAAACAGGAAUCUUCGAAUCUAAAGGAAGUACCUGUUGUGAUAUUGUCAUCAGAGAACAUUCCUACUCGCAUCAACAAAUGUUUAGCAAGUGGGGCUCAGAUGUUUAUGCAGAAGCCACUGAAACUAUCGGACGUAGAGAAACUCAAGUGUCAUCUCUUAAACUGCAGAAGCUGA